ACAAUCCAAAGGAGAAUAUUCAAACGAGCUGCAGUGCGUUCAACAUGCAGUUGUACCUUGCACUAACGUUCAUUGCAAUUGCACUUCUUUGUGAUGGGACCUUUAGUGAGUUGGGCAGCGGCAAUAGUACAGCCUUGUACACAAGAUCAUUUGUGAAAAAAGAUUGUGAUGGAACAAAAACCUAUAUUUGCGACUCUUGCACAUCACGGAGACCAUGUUUUGGUACUCAGGAAAUUGAAACCACCUUUACAUGUGGUACAGGAUUGUUCUGCAUAGAGGGUACCGCGUCCGAUCGCUGCGGACCAACACCGUCGGAAGCCUGUGUAAUAUCGACUGAGAGCACAUCCUUCACAUGUUCUGCUACAGGUGUUUUUCCAGAUCCCAACAAUUGCAACUACUACCACGUGUGUUUAGCGAUUAGCGAAUCUUCCACCGUAUACAGAUGCCCUCCAGGAUAUGUUUUUGAUAUUGUAACUUCCACAUGUACUCGUCAAGUAUCGGCAUCGAAUUGCGUUACCGUGACCUGUCCUGUUGGAGCUCCUCGCUACGUUCUCUAUGGCACUAGCCGGGUAUAUUACGCCGUGUGUAACGGUGUGACCCUACCCACUCAAGUAUUACGCUGCCCGAAUGGAGCACUUUUCACGUACUUCUCAUCGAGUACACUUUUCGGCGAAUGUGUGUACACUUGCUCAGGACAGGGCAAUUAUGCUAACAGCAAUAAUCCUAGCACAUACUUUCAAUGCUACGUUUCGAAUGGUCGUUUAGUGUACAACGAGCUCGAUUGCCCAUCAGGCACAAUAUUUAAUCAAACCUUACGAUAUUGUGUAAGGCAGUAAAUUUGUUCCUUUUACGGUUUCAUUCUAGCAUCUCGUUGUUUGUGAUCCCCUUUACAAUAAUGAUUAUUAUUUAAUAUACAUUCUUUGCUAUUUGCUAGAUUUAAA
Anopheles funestus (African malaria mosquito) is the source of this 941-nucleotide messenger RNA. RefSeq lists its product as uncharacterized. Bases 45 to 836 code for a protein of 263 amino acids. Gene Ontology annotation, cellular component: extracellular region. NCBI's taxonomy places the organism in Eukaryota, Metazoa, Arthropoda, Insecta, Diptera, Culicidae. Gene Ontology annotation, molecular function: chitin binding. The record is from RefSeq and is a predicted model, not a curated record. The transcript has 2 exons.